Molecule: messenger RNA, 883 nt
Organism: Monomorium pharaonis (pharaoh ant)
Lineage: Eukaryota; Metazoa; Arthropoda; Insecta; Hymenoptera; Formicidae
Exons: 1
Coding region: 37-849 (270 amino acids)
Source: RefSeq, a predicted model, not a curated record
UAGAAUUAAACACACAAUUCCGAACUCACGCCAAAAAUGAUUUUGAAAGAAAACUUGUAUAAAUUAAUGAACAACGCGGUAUUCGGGAAAACCAUGGAGAAUGUGCGUAAUCACGUUAACGUUAAAUUAUUGACGAAAUGGAAGGGUCAGCACGGUGCGGAGGCAAUGAUCGCGAAACCGAAUUUUCAUAGUCAUAGCAUUUUUUCAGAGAAUCUUAUUGCCAUCGAACUAAGAAAACUCAAGGUGAAAUUCAACAAACCGAUUUACGUAGGCAUGUGCAUUUUAGAUCUUUCUAAGACGUAUCUAUACGAAUUUCAUCAUGAGUAUAUGGUACCUUUGUAUCGCGACAAAUGUAAAGUCAUGUACACUGACACCGAUAGUCUCGUAUACCACGUCGAUUGCGAUGAUGUUUAUGAGACGAUGAAACGCGAUAUUGCUAGGUUCGACACGAGCGAUUAUCCGGUCGACAACGCGUACGGUAUGCCUCUCAAAAAUAAAAAAAUACCUGGGCUAAUGAAAGAUGAAAACAAUGGUGCGAUAAUGAUCGAGUUCGUCGGACUUAGAGCAAAAAUGUACGCGUUGAAAGUGAACGGGAAAAAGGACACCAAAAAAGCAAAAGGUGUCAAGAAUAACGUAAUAGCGCGAGCCAUAACGUUCGAAGAUUACACCCGCUGUUUGAGAGAUGAAAUCGAGAUGACGCGUCGCCAGUCGUGUAUACGAUCCAAGUUACACGAAGUAUACACGGUGUCCGAAAUGAAAAUUGCUCUAAGUCCGUACGACGAUAAGAGAUAUCUCGUACCCAAUUCGAUCGAAACGUUACCGUGGGGACAUUAUCGGAUACCCCUAUAAUAUAUUUGUAUAUAUUUUGCACCUGAUGUACUUG